CUCUCUCCUCCUCUACUCCACCCCUCCACUUUUUCUGCCAUAAACUUUCGAACUCCACAUUGCUGCCACAGACCCUCCUUUCCUCUAAAACCAGAGCAACAGGAUUGAAUCCCAAUACUCUCCAUCUACAGAUUUAGCCAGCCGAAUCACAUCCUCCAUCACCACAACAACCAGCACUGCUUCCUCCUCACGCGGCUCUCCACUCCACCUCGCGGUACUGCCGUCCUUCUUCCUCUCUCCUCCGCACUAAUCCGUCCCACCCACCCCUCCUCGACAUGGAGAAGGUGCAGCACAUCACGCGGGCGGCCAUUCGGCGGGCGUCCACCAUGGAGAUUCCCCAGCAGGCCAAGCAAAACAUGCAGGAGCUCUUCAUCAACUUCUGCCUCAUCCUCAUCUGCCUGCUGCUCAUCUACAUCAUUGUCUUGCUAAUCUCUUUCCACGGCAUGUGAGAGACCAGCGUGAUGUAACCUGCUCAUCCUCCUUUUCACUGGCAAACAAGAAGAACCUCCAAUUGGGGCCGAUCACACUCGGGAUACACUUCGACACAGCUGAACAACCCAGGAAAUCUCCAUCCCAUCACUAUGGAUCUGAUCAAUAACCGAGGACUAAACCUGCUGCUCAACUUCCUGCUUAUUGUUGUGGCUCUACUGCUCAUGCUUAUUCUGGUCAAGCUCAUGUGACCCGAAAUGGCCAGAAACAAGAAUUAUUGGUAUAAGAGGGACGUAUGUUUCAGAGACUCCUACUCUCUCUACCUCCAAAACCAAUUUAAGGUUCCUUACAUGACCAGAUU
Messenger RNA from Sinocyclocheilus rhinocerous, 790 nucleotides. Its product is annotated as cardiac phospholamban-like. The coding region runs from base 276 to 449 and encodes 57 amino acids. The record is from RefSeq and is a predicted model, not a curated record. Gene Ontology annotation, cellular component: membrane; sarcoplasmic reticulum. Lineage: Eukaryota; Metazoa; Chordata; Actinopteri; Cypriniformes; Cyprinidae. Gene Ontology annotation, biological process: negative regulation of heart rate; negative regulation of calcium ion import into sarcoplasmic reticulum; negative regulation of ATPase-coupled calcium transmembrane transporter activity. The transcript has 3 exons. Gene Ontology annotation, molecular function: ATPase inhibitor activity.